Messenger RNA from Coniophora puteana RWD-64-598 SS2, 1637 nucleotides. RefSeq lists its product as uncharacterized. The transcript has 2 exons. The annotation marks the transcript as partial. The record is from RefSeq and is a predicted model, not a curated record. Lineage: Eukaryota; Fungi; Basidiomycota; Agaricomycetes; Boletales; Coniophoraceae.
GGAGCAUACACCCUUGUUUGUUGGUACCUGAACUGCGUUCCAACGUACUGGAGAUCUUGUCUUGGGCAUCAGAAUGGAGGGCGCUUGCAAAUCUUGCCCGAACGAGCAAGGCUUUUUUCGAACUCUCGAUGGACGCCCUGUAUGCUAGGAUGGAGGAGAUUUCGAGAGUCCUCAUGCUUCUGCCACGCGACUGCUGGACCGUCGAUGGCAAUACCAACGAGAUUACGUUGACUAGACAACUGACAAUGAACGAUUGGAGCUUCUUCCGACGCAACUCACGGCGUGUUCGAAUGUUUGGUCAUCCCAGGAACCCGACUUUCCUCGUUUCGUCGUCCACUCUAGACGCCAUUUGUCUCUUGCCCCUUCCUCCCAUCCUACCGCACCUCCGUGUCUUGAAAUGGACGAACGAGCACUUUCACGGACCGUUCAUCCGACAGCUCGUUGGCCCAGAGCUUACUACAGUAUCGUGGAACUGUAUACCCUUCCAGUUCUUCCCUCUUAUUUCGCUUCUCGGCGAGACAUGCCAGUCCUUGCAGUUUCUCUCACUCGCUGGAAUCGAUGGCGAAGAAGAUAUAGGGAUUUCUCAGGCAUUAGAAAACGCACUACCUGCCAUGAGCUCCUUGAGAUCUUUGUCGUUGUACACGACUAGUUAUAGGCUGCUUGAAAUCUCAGCGUCUUUACCAGCCCUCGAAGAACUCUCUUUCACCCCACCUGACUCCGAUUCGCGCCAGUCAGCGCCGAGCAAGGAAUUCGCCAUCCGAAAACUUUACUCCGAAUCGGGUUCACUUGGUAGCUUUCGAAACGCUCUCCGGGCAAUGGGCCAUCUAUCACGGCUUCAAACAAUCAAGGCUUUGUCACCAUCGCCUCGUGUGGAUGAACUCACAGAGUUCUUGGCAGAGCUGUGCCUGUACACUAAUCCUGAUCAGCUCAAUGCACUCUCUGUCAUGGAUGAAUCAUGCUGGAACGAUGGCGACUUACAGGAACCCCAAAGCAGCUCUAUAACAAUGUCGAUACUCCGGCCCAUACUACAGUUCUUUUGCUUAACGAAAUUCGUCGUGGGAACCGUCCUCUCCUUUUCCUUGACGGAUUCUGACCUAUCUGAGUUAUCGCUUGCGUGGCCGAGACUUCAUACUCUGUGUCUCAUUGGAGGAGAAGUGUCGCUUGGCUCCGUGAAGACAACACUCGCUGGCCUUGCCGCGCUUGUCCAAAACUGCCCCAGCUUGUGCAUCCUUAGCCUUGUCAUCGAUGCAACAACCCGUCAUCGGCCGCCCUUGGCUAGCAAACCAUUCCAUCUACGACAAGGGAUUCAGCUUGAAUUGUUCAACUCGCCUAUCGAAGACCCCCUUUAUGUUGCGUCGUUAUCUCUACAGUAUCCUUCCACACUCCUCCUUUGUUGGCACUCAUCCUGUCCAUACGUCACCACGAAGAGGCGCUGAAGAAUGCAAGAAGAAGUGGACUGCUGCCGCGGCAACAUUGAACUCGUUCUAUGUCAAGGACGAGUACGAUCGCGCAUGGGAAACGGGCGCGCAUGAACCAAUAGAAUACAAUCAAUCGAGCGACAACGAUAGACACUGGAAGUUUGUAGAUGAUUUCUGGGAAGAUGGACUUUUCUGGGAGUCUGAUUUGCUUCUAGCUGA